Molecule: messenger RNA, 2918 nt
Organism: Sciurus carolinensis (gray squirrel)
Lineage: Eukaryota; Metazoa; Chordata; Mammalia; Rodentia; Sciuridae
Gene: Casp3
Product: caspase 3
Exons: 7
Coding region: 33-1076 (347 amino acids)
Biological process (GO): keratinocyte differentiation; positive regulation of apoptotic process; proteolysis
Cellular component (GO): cytoplasm
Source: RefSeq, a predicted model, not a curated record
GGCGGUCCGGGCAGCGGAUCCUUUGUUUUGUUAUGACUGGGACUGCGGGGGCGAGCAGUGAAGGCGGCGGAGAGAGAGAGAGACCCUGCCGGGGAGCUGGACCCCGGGCUGGGGGUGGAGACCCAGGAGAUGGGAGGCCUGAGAACAGAGGCUGGACCCUAAACGCCAAACCCCCGGGGCGCCGAGCCGUGGCGGUGGAGGCCAGGCGGGGAGGGGUCUGCGGCCGGUUAAGAAAAGUAACCAUGGAGAACAGUGAAAACUCAGUGGAUUCAAAAUCCAUUAAAAAUUUUGAAGCAAAGAUCAUACAUGGAAGCAAAUCAAUGGACUCUGGAAUAUCCUUGGACAAUAGUUACAAAAUGGAUUAUCCUGAAAUGGGUGUAUGUUUAAUAAUUAAUAAUAAGAACUUUCAUAAAAGCACUGGAAUGGCCUCUCGGUCUGGUACAGAUGUAGAUGCAGCAAACCUCAGAGAAACAUUCCUGAACUUGAAAUAUGAAGUCAGGCAUAAAAAUGACCUUACACGUGAAGAAAUUGUGGAAUUAAUGCACAAUGUUUCUAAAGAAGAUCAUAGCAAAAGGAGCAGCUUUAUUUGUGUAAUUCUAAGCCAUGGUGAUGAAGGAAUAAUUUUUGGAACAAAUGGACCUGUUGACCUGAAAAAAAUAACAAGUUUCUUCAGAGGAGAUUAUUGUAGAAGUCUAACUGGAAAACCCAAACUUUUCAUUAUUCAGGCCUGCCGGGGUACAGAACUAGACUGUGGCAUUGAGACAGACAGUGGUAUCGAUGAUGACAUGGCAUGCCAAAAAAUACCAGUUGAGGCUGACUUCUUAUAUGCAUAUUCCACAGCACCAGGUUACUAUUCCUGGCGAAAUUCCAAGGAUGGAUCCUGGUUCAUCCAGUCACUCUGUGCAAUGCUGAAACUACAUGCUCAUAAGCUUGAAUUUAUGCAUAUCCUUACUCGGGUAAACCGGAAGGUAGCAACAGAAUUUGAGUCUUUUUCCCUUGACUCCACUUUUCAUGCAAAGAAACAGAUUCCAUGUAUUGUGUCCAUGCUCACAAAAGAACUGUAUUUUUAUCACUAAAGAAAUAGUUGAAUUUUUUUUCAUUUGUAUGCCAAGUGAAAAAACAAUAUGAGUAAUACUUUUAUUUCCUCUCUCACUUAAAUUUUGUCUAAAGAUGGUACUUUGAAACGUACCACUUCUGCAUUAGAACCACAAUGAAGCUACCUCAAACUCAAAAUCAGGUAGUUGGACUUGAAUUUAAUUAGGAAUAAAUAAAUAUGGAUAAUGGUGCAAUCUUUAUGAGAGGAAAUUAUAAAUUUACAUCUUUCAUAAUUAUCAAGAUUUAGUGAUGCCAUGCUUUGAGUUUUUAAUUUAUGAAGAAGUGAAACAUUUUGGUGAUGAUGAAUUUUAAUAUUCUCCCCAUACACUGAAGACUGUGCAUUCUAGUUUUUGUCAAACUACAGAAAUGAUGAUGUGGAAUCAUGGAUCUUACAACUUGGGGACAUGGGCAUGUUCAAAGUCCAUUAUUUUAGAAUUGAUAAAUGGAAGUCAGCCAAGUGUAUUUUUAUCACCUGUCAAAACUCAUGGUUUUGUGCUAUUUGUUCUGAGCAUGUCUGUUGUUAAAAAAAAAAAAAAAAAGUUUACAAUGGAGAUGGGAACUGAAUAUUUUAGAGAAAGUAUGAGCAAGCUGAGUUGAUUUUUUUAAGCCUAACUUACAACAUUAAUUGAAGGACCGAAUCAUAACUAUAAGGUGCUAAGAUCUACCAGCAUGUUUCUUCUCAUUUGUUUUUAUGCAAAUCAGCUGAGAUGUACAGACCAACAAAAUGUGUAAAGAACAAUAUGAAAAAAAUUCAAUUUUUGAUUGUUAGGCUAUAUGAAGAAAUGCUAUAGGAACAUACUAAAAUAUGAUUUGCAUAGUAAAUAGUGAAAAUAUAAGGAAAGAACAAUAAAUGAUCAGCUGGGCACUCUGUAAUUUGAGAGAAGAUGGUUUGAACCUGAGAUGUGGCACAGCCUGCCUGUUCAGUGUAGGCAGAGCCAUAGACUCAGCUUCAGAAGAAGACCACCAGCUGGAUUUUUAUAUGUACGGGUAUGCAUGUGGCAGAUGCUCCUUAGACAUGAAUAAUGAUGUAAGAAGAUGAACCAAAUCAGAAAUUUAUGAAAUAGAGAGUUUUCCAAAGGUGGUGAGAGUCAUAAUAAAAAUCAUGGUACUCCUUGUGGUAAAAUUUGUAAAUGUUAUUUUCUGAAGUUUACAAUCAAAGUAAAAUAGUGGCAACAUUUUAUGUAGUUCCCUACAGUAAAAGGACCAUGUACACAGGACCUCAGAAGCAUCCAGUUGGAGCCCAUCCUAUGCACAGAGGGAAACUGGAAGCCAGAGCUUAGCCUCAGCCAGAGAGGCCAGAAUUCUGACUUCCUCACUCCUUGAGAUGUUGAGCCAUUACUGACUGCUCUGGCGGGUCUCACUGGCUUUCAGUCCAACAUUUCACAUGAGCUUUCGUUUUGCUCAAAGAAAGGAACUAACAUUUUAAUUGACAGCUAAUUGACUGAAUCUAUUGACUUUUUUUAAGAAAAUGUAGCAUGUAAUGGUAUCUUAAGGUGUGUUCCUGUGUGACAAUUUUGUAAUAAUUUGUUAUUGCAUUUUUAUUUCAAAACAAAUUCAAACUUAAAAUCACCAGUGUGUUUGAGUUUUUUAUUGUUGAUGAUGUGUCUGAUGUGGUGCUGCUAAAUGGAAGUUAAAAUAUUUUUAACCAAGAACUUAAUCUGGAAGAACCAAAAAGGAUGCAACAGGGUCCAAAUGUGACAUUUUGAGGUGCUGGCAAAUGACCAGACCCCAGGUCUUAAGUCCUUUAAAAAGGUCUUGUUUCUAAAAUGACCAGGAUGCCAGAUUUACAUAGAUGUCAAUCAAUAAAAAGACCAGAUUUUUGA